AAAAUCUUAAGUGGUCGUCAACACCAGCAUGGUUGGAAGAUUAUGAGAUUAUGAUCCAUUGAUAUAUGAAGAAGCUGUUAAAGAAGAAAAGUGGCAAAAGGCCAUGGCAGAAGAAAUUGGUUCUAUUGAAAGGAACCAGACUUGGGAGUUGACAGAUCUUCCAGAAAGGCACAAAACAAUUGGUGUUAAGUGGAUCUACAAAACAAAGCUCAAAGAGAAUGGGGCGGUUGACAAAUUCAAAGCUCGCUUGGUGGCAAAAGGUUACAAGCAAGAGUUUGGCAUUGAUUAUCAAGAAGUUUUUGCUCCAGUUGCAAGGAUGGAUACCAUCAGAUUGGUGAUUGCACUGGCAGCACAGAACUCAUGGCCGAUCUACCAGCUUGAUGUGAAAUCUGCCUUCUUGCAUGGAAAUCUGCAAGAACAGGAAGUUCUGGACAGAUUUCAAAUGAAGAACUGCAGUUCUGUCACUAAACCAGUUGACAAAGGUGUAAAGCUUGUGAAAGAUCCAGGAGGCAGAUCUGUGGACAGCAAACUAUAUAUGGAGCAUCCAAAGGAGUUGCACUUGCAAACUGCUAAAAGAAUUCUCAGGUAUUUAUGUGGAACUACAGAUUUUGGACUAUUCUACAAGAAAGGUGACCAAACAGAUCUCGCAGGCUUUACAGACAGUGAUUAUGCUGGAGAUCUGGAUGACAGAAAAAGCACUUCUGGGUUUGUUUUUAUGUUGAGAUCUGGUGCAAUUUCAUGGUCUUCAAAGAAGUAGCCCAUUGUGACUUUGUCCACAACAGAAACGGGGUAUGUGGCAGCAACUUCUUGUGCUUGUCAAGCUAUUUGGUUGAGAAGAAUUAUGGAAGAACCUGAGCUGAAUCAACAUGAGGCCACUUU
This is a messenger RNA of Rubroshorea leprosula, 879 nucleotides long. NCBI's taxonomy places the organism in Eukaryota, Viridiplantae, Streptophyta, Magnoliopsida, Malvales, Dipterocarpaceae. The record is from the annotation of a GenBank genome assembly.